This is a messenger RNA of Chelonia mydas (Green sea turtle), 8302 nucleotides long. RefSeq names its product transcription elongation factor A1 (gene TCEA1). Bases 854 to 1741 code for a protein of 295 amino acids. The record is from RefSeq and is a predicted model, not a curated record. NCBI's taxonomy places the organism in Eukaryota, Metazoa, Chordata, Testudines, Cheloniidae. Gene Ontology annotation, biological process: DNA-templated transcription; positive regulation of transcription by RNA polymerase II; transcription elongation by RNA polymerase II. Gene Ontology annotation, molecular function: zinc ion binding; nucleic acid binding. The transcript has 10 exons. Gene Ontology annotation, cellular component: nucleus.
UCCCCCGGAGGUGCCUCGCGCUCUUUCCCCCCAGUCUCCCGUCUGGGCGAACUCGGUCUGCUCCCGGUGCCCGUUCGGAGAGUUGAGAGCCGGAUUGGUCCGUAAGCCCCGCCGCUGAGCCGGGCGCUGCAGCGCUCCGGCACCGGGUCUCCUCUGGCCAGCCCCGCGCGCCUCCUGUGCUGCUGAGGGGGCUUGUUCCAGUGUGUGCGGGCCGGGGACUCUUCUCCCCUCCCAGAGAAGCCCCCCUGCCCCGCGUGGGCUGUGCCCGGGCCGGGUCACCGGGCGCUGCUGGGCUCAGGGAAUACGAGCCCCUCGCUAGCUCCCCAGCAGCCAGUGAGCGAGCCAGAGCCGCUCUCUGCCCGCCGCCGCCGUGACCGGCCCGGGAGCGAAGCAGCAGGCUCGAUGGGCUUGGGGAGGGGACGCUCAGCAAGUGGCGGGUUCGCCGGGGAGCCCCGGUGAGGCCUCGCAGCCCGGGCUGGCAGACAGGUCGGAUGACACACGUUGCCUUCCAUCACGAGCAUGUCACGUGAGGCGUUAAAACCCGAACUGAACAACGGAGAGAGUAGCUGUGACGCUGGGGAUUAGCUGUACCAACCCUCUGACACGGCCCCCAGCACAGCAUAGGCUGGCAGCUGAGCCUGUUCAUAUUUUUUACUCUACGCAAAUGCUAAAGCUAGACGUAUUUCUUACGUUAAUAAAAACAAGUAGCAGCUGGUGCUGGAUGAAUGGAGGUGGAGUUUCACAGAACGCUUGGAUCCCAGUGGUUAGCUCAAAUAGAAAGCAAGGUUCUCUAGGGUUAAAGACCUCAGUUUGUUCAGGUGAAGCAGCGCGUAACUUGGGCAGUUAACACGGAAUGCUUGUCCCACGUCACUGCAAGAUUCCAGGGACAGUGCAGGCUGGGGCACUGGAUUUGCUAAAGGAGCUUAAGAAUAUACCUAUGACCCUUGAGUUGUUACAGUCCACAAGAAUUGGAAUGUCAGUGAAUGCAAUACGCAAGCAAAGCACAGAUGAAGAGGUUACAUCUUUAGCAAAAUCUCUCAUCAAGUCUUGGAAGAAGCUGUUAGAUGGACCGUCAACUGAUAAAGACUCUGAAGACAAGAAAAAGGAACCUGCAUCUUCAUCACAAAACAGUCCUGAAGCAAGAGAAGAAAGUAGUUCCAGUAGCAACUCCAGCAUCAGGAAAGAGGAGGCUAAUGCUUCGUCAGAUUCCUUCAUCCCUUCUUUUCCUCGGGCUCCAAGUACUUCAGAUUCUGUACGAGUGAAAUGUAGAGAAAUGUUGGCUGCUGCUCUCAAAACAGGAGAUGACUACAUUGCUAUUGGUGCUGAUGAGGAAGAGCUGGGAUCUCAGAUUGAAGAAGCUAUAUAUCAAGAACUGAAAAACACGGACAUGAAAUACAAAAAUAGGGUACGAAGUAGAAUAGCAAAUCUCAAGGACACAAAGAACCCUAAUCUAAGAAAAAAUGUAUUAUGUGGGAACAUACCUCCAGACAGGUUUGCCAAAAUGACAGCAGAGGAGAUGGCAAGUGAUGAGCUGAAAGAGAUGCGCAAAAAUCUGACCAAAGAAGCUAUCAGAGAGCACCAGAUGGCUAAGACAGGAGGCACCCAGACUGACCUGUUUACAUGUGGCAAAUGUAAAAAGAAGAAUUGCACUUACACACAGGUUCAAACCCGCAGUGCUGAUGAACCUAUGACAACAUUUGUUGUCUGUAAUGAAUGUGGAAACAGAUGGAAGUUCUGUUAGAAGAAACAACUGUCAAGACACCAGGACCAGAAAGAGGAUUUUGUAAUUAGCUUUAAGAACUAGGCCAGGCAUGCAGGUUCCUGCAAACAAGAAACUUUUUUUUUUUUUUUUUUUUUUAGCAGAAUACAUCCCUGGAGUUUAACCUUUGGUUUUUGACACAACUUCCUUAAAUGCUUUCCUAUAGUUAAUAGUCAGUAGGGCCCGGAUGCUCAAUUGUACGGUGUAUGUUUAAAAUAUUUUUUCAUUUUUAUAAGUAAGUUGACAUUAAACUUUUAUCAAUAAACUUUUGGUAACUGAAUUGUUUUCUUAACUGUGUGAACAACGUACUGUAUAUUUUUUUACAGUCUGAAACAUACCCACCAGACAUAUUUUACCUCUCAAUUAUGUUAAAAAUGUGUGAAUGAAAUUUGUAUUUGUUUCUCACCGGCAUAUUCCCACUAAUUUUGUGGGAAGGAAGGACAACUAACUUCAUUUUAAUUAUACCAAAUCUGCUGUGGUAUCUAAAUUGCAACUUGUUGGCUCUGUCUGGUUUGUACAUACCAUUUAUGAAUUAAUGCUUAAAUUCAGAUCAUGAAGUUUGGAACUUUGUUAAUGGAUCUAUUGAUCUCUUCUGUUACAAUGCUUGGAUAAAUUUGCUUAUGUAACCAGCAUUGAUCAGUCCAAUUUAUUGUACUGCCCUAAAGCCUGUAUAUACUACCACUAGAUUUUAUUUCUGGAGAAAUGACUUAAAUAGUUUGUUUAAAUUUGAUCUAAUUGGUUUGUUUUGCUUAUGUGUUUGAUACCAGAGUUUAUUUUAGACUUUGUAAAUGAGCAAAGACAUUUUGUGGCAGGCUGUUUAAAUGGCAGUCAGUAAACUAGUUGAUAAAAAGAUAAACUGGUUGGGGAAGUAAUAUUACUUUACAUCAAUUCAUAUAAAUGGCAUUAGUUCCCUGUGAACUGCUAAUGAACUUUAUUUUGAUAUUUAGAAUCAUUGAUGCCAGUGAUCAAACCAGAGACCAGAAUAAAUCAUUAAAGUUAUGGUCUUUCACCAUUCAGGAUGAUAGAAAGAUUUGUUUUAUUACAAUCUGGUUUUUGACAGUGCACCUUUUAAAACACUUUGCAAAUGCUAUUUAGCAAAGAGCCAGCAUGGUUAGAGGACAUAAGAUUCUUAUGUUUUUGACAACCUCUAUAUUUAUAUUUAUUUAAGCUCUGGGGUGGGGAAGGUCUGUCCAAUCAGUGCGUGUUGAAUUUGUGGAUAGUUGCAGUAUGUAAAUCCAUUUAGUUUCUGGAGAAUAAACUCCUUAACUGGACUGGGCAGACAGAAUUUUUCUUUUGCUGAUUUGCUCUAUAAUGGUGGAGACAUGGUUUCAAAUGAGGCAGCGUUAAAUUCUGAAAACACUUAAGCUGUGAGACCCAAAAAAGAGUUCGUUAAAUACUUUAAUCUUACAUUACAAAUCAAGCUCUUUCCUGUUGAAAAAGAAAAAUAGUCUAUUCUUGUGGAAGGGAAAAUAAACGUGGCUAAGAAUUUAGCUUGUUAUAGACACAUCUGCUUUUAAAAACACGGAGGAAAUUAUUCAAAUGUUUCAAAGGUUAUUGCAUAAUUUUAUGGAAAGAAUUUGGAUUCUGCUUGCUUGAUAUUUCUGCUCUAAUUCAGAAAGAUAUUUUUAAAAUUAAACUGACUUGAAAAGUGAACAGAAUAAUCUACAAUGAAAACUUAGCAGGACUGUUUUAUUUAUGUAUCUUUGAAAAUAUCUUGAAAUCUUUUAAGUUGCCUUAGACAACAACAAAAUGACUUCAAUUAUAGAUGUUUAGUGUCCAUGUGUCUGUCCUUUGUUUUUGGGCACUUCUGAAAGGACAAGUCUAACAAUUUGUAUUAAGCAAAUGUAGUCCUUGUGACUUGGGUGCCAGCUGGACUUUGACAGCAGUGGAAAUCUCAGUUAGUUACAGAACAGGCACAGCAUCGUGUGUACGAAGUUCCUCACGUUCUGUCUACACUCAACCUAUCUCUACCCUUACAUGAAAGGAUAGCGUCCCUUGAUAAGAAGAUACAAUAAUAAUUCACUUUCCAUGCAUGCUCAGUUUUGUGAAACUUCCCACAGGAAAUCCGCAAAUCACUAAAGCCAGUAUCACAGUUCAGACUCUUGUAAGAACUGGAAUGAGAUAUUCUUCAUCUAAAGCCACAGCCAGUAGGUAGUAACAGUUUCUGGGACUAGAUCCUGCAGCUACUUGGGCAAAACUCCCAUUGACCACAAUGGGACAAGUUAAGGACCGAGAUAGGUUACUGAAUUAAAUUGAAUUAUCCAGUCCCCAUAAAGUUAUUGUAGUGUGUGUUAGUAUAAAAAAUGUUCUCUUUAACAAGUUUGAUACUGAUGCUCACUAAUAGUUUAAAACUUGGCUGUGUCUUUAGGUGAAGAAGUUAAACACAAUUUCUCAGGGUGAAUUAUUAGUUUUUAAAUUUCAUAUUAAUGGUCAUUCUUUGUGUAUCAAAGUGCCCUCUCUUAUUAGAAAGGACACUUAGAUAUACCAUGCUACUGGAACAAUUUUUUAUGUGAUUUAAAAUGUGUAACCUACAGACAUUUGCUAUAUUGUACUUCAUUAGAUUGUACUAAUGAAUUUGGAAUUUAAAGUUCAGUCUAAACCACAAUGUGGAUAGCAUCAAUUGAUGUGUUGGCUGAAGGGGUCCAUGCAAUUUUAAUAUUGCUUAGCAGGUUCAUGAAAAGAACACUCUAACAGUAUGAAUGUUUUGUGGGAGUUAUUGGUAUAUAAAGUGCAGACAUUUAAAAGCUAGUACCUGUGGAAUAGAAGGUUAGUGCAGCUUAAUGAUGUCCUGCUGCUAGAUAAAUGCCAACGCAAACCAGCAAUGUUUACUUUCAAGCCAGGAUAUAUUGAUCCUGUGAUAAUGGUUUUGACUUCAUUUGUUCUAUAUAACUUGUGUAGAUAUAGAUAUACUUUGUGCUCGUAUUUCUGAAACAAUUAUUGCCUCCUAUAACAAUCUAAUUAGUACGUCCUAAUUCAAUGGGACCAAAACUUGGCCCUUGGAAAAGAUUAGUAUAUGUCACUAGAGAUGAGUUUAUGCAUAGUUAUGAAUAGUGAAACAAAAUACAGGGAAUAAGCUGUCUUUUAUGUGUGAUUUAAUUAAUCUUAUCUAAUCAUAUAUAAAAUUCAGUUAAAAUGAAGAAAUGUGACAGGAGGGUGUGUUUUAACCACACCUGAAAUGAAUGGAAAGUUUCCAUUAACUUUUAAUUUCCCAGGAAACUGACCAGUCUAGCUUAAUUGUCCAAGUGAAAUACACAGUUUUGAACUUUUCUGAUGAAUAUAUCUGAUCUCUCUAGCAAGCUGAAAGUGAUCUAGUGUAACUUCUUUUGUCAGCUUGGUGCUUCUCAAAGGCCUGACAAAACCAAAUUAAUACAUUAGUACAGCAUAGUCACUGAUAGUCCAAGUUUUCCUAGUGCUACCUCACCAACAUCCUUAUUUUGAUCUUCGGCAAGCGCUGAGACUACUAGCCAGCAUGCCAGUUAAUAUGCGGUGUAAACUGAAACUAUUAAUGUGACUGUUGUCUUGUGCUCUGGAUAUGUCAAUGAACUGGACUGAGAUCUUUAAUUUGACAUAACCAGCUGCCAAAUGUAUUUUAGUAACAACUGGCAGUCACUACUGACUUGGACCAGAUUUUAACAAGUGACCUAGAAGAGCUCUUUUCUUUUUAACUGAGUCAGCUGGCAGCACUGUUUUGCAAUGUUACUUGUUAAAUGUUGCUUAAAUCAUUUUUUUUCAAACUGACAUGCUAAAUGUUGUGUUUUUUAUAGAAAUAGAUGAUGGAAACUAUUUAGCCACAGCUGUUGCUUACAACUUACCUUAUAUCAGGUCUUCUCCCUCGCUACUGAGUAGCGACAAAACUCAUUAUUAUUUUUAAUGGGAUUAACACUGAAAGAGCAAAACAUAUCUCCUGCAUGGUGCAUUGAACAAGCAAGGAAAUUAGCACAUGCCUGAAUUUUCCCCCAGUGAGAAGGCGUUUAGUGUUUGUAUCAUAGUGCCCAGAUGGUAGAACUGCUGAUAGGCUGGAGAAAGAAUACAAUAGCUUUCAUAGAAAAAGCAAUGCAAAACUACCUGUAUGAAUCCCUUUUAAAGAGGUGAUUUUUUCACUCACCACCCUUCUGCUUCACAUCUGUCUGCAUUCAUUCAAAUCAAUACAUAGGAAACUAUCACUGAAGGGAAUUCUACAGUAAACUAAAAUGUAUGUAGUGGAAUUACAUUAAACUACAGUGUAUUUUGGCUUAAUUACUAUAGAUUAAGCAACUCCGUAAAAACAGAUCUAUAAAUCGGUACUUAAAGGCAAUUUGUUUUAACUUCUUCCUAGCUUUAGCUAUGAUAACUAAUUUGGGGGCGUACUGAAAUGCCAUAUGGUAAUAGGUAUGAGGCUUGGCAAAAAGCACUAGUCUGCACAUACAAGUGCAAUAUAUUAGGAAUACCAGAAAUGCAUGUAGGAAGCUUGUGGAAGAAUACUGCUUUGCUUUGAGACUUUCUGAGCCUGAAUUAAUGCCAUAUCCCUGGAAGCUUGUUUUAACUUGCUUUUGUAUGAAGUAUAUGAAUAUCACCUCUGAAGUAAGCAACCCCCAAACAAUCUGGCCUGUAAUUUAGGAUUUUCAAUGUCUGUGAACACAUCAAAUGGCUGCUACUGCAGAGCUCUAGGGACUAAAUACUGAAAUAUUAAUUACCAUUAUUUGCAUCUGCCUUUGCAGUGAAGAGAACAACACAUGAGAAUUCUUGUGCUUUAUUUACAAUUAUAAAUGCCCAGACGCUUCCCUCUCCUAAAUUCUUCAGCUUUUAUAAACAUGAACAGUAUGAACUUAAAAAUGUUUUCAGCAGACUCUGAUAGUAAAAUAACACUUCUCAAUAAGAGAAUUUUAUAGGCAGUAUUAUUCCAGCCUACUAGCUUCCAUAAACUUGAGGUGGUUCUAUUUCAUUGCCAUGAGCACAUUGCUUAUAUGUAUCAGGUAGCCACUCCAAGACAAGCGCUAUCUCUACUUCGUCCGUAGUGGCCAGGCUGUACUAUUAGAAAAUGUGAGGCUUCAGUCUAGUGUAGCCCAAGUAUCAACAGCACAACUGUUUCUACUGUGGCUGCACAAUGGGGGGUGGGGGGGUGAGAGCAGUCAUAACUAACUGUUUAAAAAAAUAAAUUGGAGAGCUCUUUCUUUCCAGAGUGGUAACUUUAACUUCUCCUAUAAGUUUGUGUCCAACUACAUUCUGCUAUUGUAAAAUAUGACUUUUUUAACAUCUAACUAUCUCCACAUUCUCCUUUGCAAAGUGUCACUUAAGUUGAUCAGAGGCUGCAGUUAGCUUGUGGUGUCAGAGCCCUCUGCAGGUUAAAACAUUGACAGUCCAUAUUAAAAUAUGCCUGAGUUAUUUUCAGGUAGAUAUCCUAUUAACUCUAAAUUCCCUGUUGGUUGAUGUAGCCCAGAGUUCCAUUUCUGCUUUUUUUAAAUAAAUACAUUAAUAAAAAAUACUAUGCUUUGAUGGAUUUCUCAGAUAAGGACUGAAGCAAAUCCUUAUAAAUAGCAGAGUUCAUAAACCGUGGGUAGGAGUCUCUAUGCAUUAAGGUGUAAAUCUGGAGCUGUGCAUCAUCAAAAGUAUGUUGUGAUGGUUCCAGCAUAUUUCGGUUGAUAACUUCCCUUACUCUGGAGUCCAGGCUGACCUGUGUAUUAAAAAAGCAUUCAUUGACAUUGGUAAUAGCGUGCACACUUUUCCAGCUCUACCCACUUAAAAAAGUGGAUUUUUUGGUUUUUCAUUUCAAUCUUCACCCCUCAAACAAAGUGUAAAGGGUCUCAGAUAUACACAGGCAGAGAGAAUUAUCACUUCCAACUUCGGAUGCAAUUAUCUCCUUGAGUAGUGGAAUCCUCUCUCAAAGACAGCCUUACUUUAAACAAUACAGUCUGAAAUCAUAUUUGUGCUAAAUUCUGACGAUACAGCUGGAAUUUUUGCUCUUUCUGCUUAAUAGUGCAGUGAAUUUUUAAUUUUGUGUGACUCGCUUUUGUUUUCUUGGGAAUAAGUGUUGUCUGAGGCUGAAUUCAUAGCAGCAGAAUUAAUCAGAAGGAAGCUGCAACCUGUAGAAAUGUUGUUUAAGCAAAUCCCUUUACUAAAGAGCAGGCAAAAUUAGACAUGAAUUGCAGAUAGUUGUAUAAUGGUUCCAUAUGUGAGCAAUAUUGUGAAAAUUUAAAUUUCAGUGAGGUGGCAGUCUCAAAGAUAUUGUGUUAACAGCUACUAGAUUUCAGUAGUGCUUGUAUCUGUACACAAGUAGUGCUUUUUCCACCACUGUGGCUAAUAAGCUUUUGACUAAUAUUUGAGUUUAUAGUCCUUUAUAACGAGAAACCAACUAAACAAACAAACUCAACCUUGUUGUAGUGUAAUGUUCAGUGUAUGAAAUAUUUGCCAAUAUCAGACUGGUAGAUAGCGUUGUUAAUUUUUGCUGUAUAGCAGCAGUAGUUCUUAAAACAGAUUAUAUUUGAGCAAUUCCUUUAUAUUUCAUAGCAAAUCACAGCGAAAGGUUUUAAACAUUUUAAGGUCUCCCAUUUCUUUUUUUACUGCUAA